Messenger RNA from Melanotaenia boesemani (Boeseman's rainbowfish), 4767 nucleotides. RefSeq names its product mitochondrial import inner membrane translocase subunit TIM16-like. NCBI's taxonomy places the organism in Eukaryota, Metazoa, Chordata, Actinopteri, Atheriniformes, Melanotaeniidae. Bases 81 to 2864 code for a protein of 927 amino acids. The transcript has 28 exons. Gene Ontology annotation, molecular function: protein binding. Gene Ontology annotation, cellular component: TIM23 mitochondrial import inner membrane translocase complex. The record is from RefSeq and is a predicted model, not a curated record. Gene Ontology annotation, biological process: protein import into mitochondrial matrix.
CUGUAGAACGGUCAUUCUGCAGUACCAACCAGCUCGACAGAGACACCCGGAAGGCACGAAAGUCAAUUUGAAAAAGCAGCAUGAAUCGUUUUAAGACCUCCAAAUACAAAAAUACUACUCCGAAAGUUUCCAAGAAAGAUGAAUGGAUCAGCAAUGUCCGUGCAGGCACCUUUUCCUGCCAGGGGAAUCACAUCAAAGCAAGCUCCAAGCUGGUGGCUUUCAAUACAGAGCACGCUGGUGGAGGAAUGGUAGGCCUUACUUCAGUCAAACCUGGUUCAAAUGGCCAGUGGACUGUCACCCAGAUUCCCUGUCAUGCUGAUCUGGUGACCGACAUGGACUUCUCUCCUUUUGAUGACAGUCUCUUGGCAACCUGCUCUGGUGAUGGAACGGUGAAGCUGUGGCGUUUGUGUGAUCCAGAGCAGGAGCAGCCCAGCAGUCCAGAGCUGACGGUGCAUCCAGGUCUAGGCAGGCUGGAGCUGGUGCAUUUCCACCCCACUUCCUCUGGUUUGCUGGCUGUUGGCACCACAAAGUCUCCUCUGAUUUGGGACACCAGCCGCCAGGAACAACCACUAGCAGCUCUGGAGCCACACAGCGACCAGGUGCAGAGUCUAAGCUGGAAACAUGAUGGCUCUCUGUUAGCGUCCUCCUGCAAGGACAAGAUGUUGCGAGUGUUUGAUCCAAGAGCCCAGCUGUCGCCUGUUCAGAGCGCCAAGUGCCUUCAGAACAACAAGGAUUCUCGUAUCCUGUGGGCUACAGAUGACCUUUUAGUGACCACUGGCUUUGAUAUGAUGCGUAGUCGUGAGGUGAGGCUUUGGGACAGCAGGAAGCUGAGCUCUUCACUCAACUCAAUGUCUCUUGGCACCUCCAGUGGGACACUGAUACCACUGUUUGAUGAGGACACUGGUCUGCUUCUACUUGCUGGCAUGGGAGACACUGUGAUUGAUUGUUUUGAAGUCUCUUCCUCUGAGCCCUUCCUCUCUCAAGUGAGCCACUGUUUGACAGAAGCCUCAACACGAGGAGUUGCCAUGGUACCCAAGCUGGGAUUGGAUGUAAUGUCCUGUGAAGUCAUGCGGGUGCUUCAGCUGAGAGACAGCUGUAUAGUGCCAGUCAGCUACCAAGUCCCUCGCAAGCAUUCAGGUCAGGAGUUUCACGAGGACCUUUACCCAGAUACAGUGGGAACAAAUCCAGCCAUGUCUGCUGAGGAGUGGUGGAAGGGAGGGAACAAGCAGGUGGAAAGAGUUAGCCUCCAUCCAGACAAACGGCCCAAACCACCAGCGAAACAGACACCUGGAAAGAAGGAACUGCCCAGUGGUGGGAGCAAAGAAGACCAGGCUCAUGGCUUUUCCACUUCCAGUAGUCCUUUAAGCACUCCUAGCAGCAGCGCUGCCCCGUCCCGCUCUCCCUCCUCCACCUCCGGUCUCUCUUCAGGUUUUCUCCCCAGUCCCAGUCCUAGUCAGAGUGUCAAAGCUAUACAAAGCCUGCUGGGGCCAACGUCCAAGUUCCGUCAUAUCCAGGGUUCCGUGAUGCACCGCGACACACACAUCACCAACAUUCGUGACCUCAACCUGACUACACCUGGCGAAUGUGAUGGCUUCUGUGUCAACCGUCAACGUGUGGCAGUGCCCCUCGCCAUCUCUGGUGGCCAGAUUGCUAUAUUUGAGCGCUCUCAGCCCGGCAGACUACCAGAAACAGCCAUACCCACCAUUCAAAACUCUGUAAACGUGGCCGACUUUUCUUGGGACCCCUUUGACACACGCAGACUUGCUGUGGCUGGUGAUGAUGCUAAGAUUCGGGUGUGGGAGGUACCAGAGGGCGGGCUGAAAGAAACUAUAACUGAGCCCAAGAUCAUCUUGCAAGGCCACACAGAGAAGAUCUACUCCAUUAAGUUUCACCCUCUGGCCAGUGGACUCCUUGUAUCUUCAUCCUAUGAUCUCACAGUCAGAGUGUGGAACCUGGAGAGCAGAGAACAGGUCAAACUUCUCACUGGACACCAGGACCAGGUGUUUGGCAUGGCAUGGAGCCCAGAUGGCAAGCUCCUGGCCACAGUUUGCAAAGAUGGAAAAGUUCGCAUCUAUGACCCUCGCAAGUCCACUGCACCUGUCCAAGAAGGCGCAGGUCCUGAAGGCCACAGGGGAGCUCGUGUGGUCUGGGUGUGUGAUGGCAAGUACCUGCUGGUGUCAGGAUUUGACAGUCGCAGCGAAAGAGGACUCUACCUGUACUCAGCUGGCUCCCUGUCCUCUGGGGCAAUAGCCAGCACUCCCGUAAACGUCUCCCCCUCAACGCUUAUCCCGUUCUAUGACCCUGACACCAGCAUUGUCAUUCUCACUGGAAAAGGUGAUACCAGAGUGCAUAUUUAUGAGAUAGUCCCUGAAGAUCCAUACUUCAUUGAAUGCAGCAGUUUUAACUCCCCUGAGCCUCAUAAGGGAUUGACCUUUCUGCCAAAAACAGAGUGCAACGUGCGAGAUGUAGAAAUAGCUGUGGGGUUGAUGCUCUCCAAGACGACCAUAGAGCCGGUGGCCUUUAAAGUUCCACGGGUCAAAAAAGAGUUUUUCCAGGAUGACGUGUACCCGGACACAGCAGUGUGGUGGGAACCUGCACUGACUGCCUCUGCCUGGCUCUCUGGCUCUAACGGCCAACACAAAAAGAUCAGCCUGAAGCCUAAAGACAUGACACCAGUGAGUGAGGCCCCCAAAGAGGCUCCAGUAAGAAAAUACCUGCCCUCAUCGGUUUACCUGGAGGAAAAAACUGAUGAACAGAAAAAAGAGGAGCUGCUGAGUGCCAUGGUAGCCAAGCUGGGGAACAUGGAUGACCCGCUGCCACAGGAGUCCUUCCAGGGGGUUGAAGAAGAUGAAUGGGAUGAUUAAAGAAGACGUCUGCUUUUUGCUUCAGUCAUGGUGCCAACAGCUGAGUGGAGAGAACAAGUUGUGUGUUGUUGCCGCCUAAGCAACCUCUGAGCUUCAUCAGCGAACAUUACAGCCUACUAAACACAAAAAUGUUGCACAAUGUGAAAGCCCAAAAUGUUCAGGUUAAAAAUAAAUAAAAGAACUGUGUUUAAAAAAAAUCAUAAUGACCUUGUUUGACACCUUCUGGUUUUAGUAUUAUACCUACUAAGUUAAAAAAAAAUCAAACCUCACAUCUAGUUGAUAUUAAUUUUAACAAAAAAUUGUGUCUCUUACAUAUUAUAUAUAAAAGUAGGAUAAUCUAAAUAUUCACUAUAUAAAAAGCAAACUCAACUGACAAGUUCUUACAACAAAACUCAUGUUAUUAUUAGUGAUGUUAUUUCUGGUAGCUAACAGUUCUAGUUGUAGAUAGUUUUAGGAGAAUAAAACUGCAGUCAGUCACAGCAAUAAUACUUCUGGUUUUAGAUACAUAAACAGUUCAGUUUUUAAUCAUGAGUUUCACUUAAAAUUUCAAAUAAUGGAUCAGAAUUUUGACUUAGCUUCUCUUGUUCUCUGUGGUGUGUGGUCAUUGUUCAAGCUUAAAUAUUGCACACUGGACUGUCCUCUUAUAAAGAAGAAACUCUGGUUAUUGUAGAUAUCAGGAUGUCACAUUAUGAGUAACAGUGUACAAAGGUGGUAUGUGUGUGUGCACAUUUACUUCCACAGAUGAUCUUUGCUUCCAUUUUUUAUUGGUCAGUGUUAAGAGCAUGCUCAGAAAUGGUUCUGUCCUUAAAAAAUGCAACACAACAAAUAUUUUGUUGUUUUUAUUGAAUGGCUUCAUUUUAUGCACAACUGAUUUAAAAAAAAAAAAGCCUUGUCUUCCAGUUCGGUUAGACAAUACACACAAUUACUGUAACAUGUUUUAAUCUGCUUGUUUGUGCAUCUGUUAUCUUGGUCAGGUAACUGUUGGAAAGGUUUUAUAUCUCAAUGGGACUUCUUGCUUUAAAAAAUCUAAAUAAAAAAAAUAUAGUGUAUAAGCUUUAGCAGCAAAAACACAUUCAUGAUAUAACAGGGUUACCAAUGUUCAUGUUUGCCAAUGAACUGGAAUUUCUCAUGACAAUGGCAUUGUGUUAGCUUUCCUUUAUGAGCCAGUAUAAAACUUAAAUGCAAUUUUAACUUGAUUAUGUGGUAUGUUUGUACCAGAUACAUUUGGUUCAUCUUUUGCCAUCUUGUUGUAUAAUUAAGGAUCAAAGAUUUAAGAAAGAAAAAAAAUAGUUUUUAUACACUGAAAGCCAAACCAACUUUGUCUUGAGUUUUUAAAGAGGGGCCUUUUAUGCUUUGAGAUUAUUGUUUCUUUUGGUUUGCUGGACAGUUCAUAACCAGUAGUGUCCAGCCGGUUUUGGCGAUAUUCCUAAUAAAAUAUGCUCAUUUUUAUUAUCUGAUUUUAACUGCUACUGAGUAAUCAUGGUGUUAACAAGAGAGCAGUACAGUAUUAAUAAAUUACAAUGAAGCCAUUAACAGCCAUAAUGUAGUCUCUACUCAGGGCUACAGCACUAUUAUCAGUAAUCCAGGUUUGAUUCAUCAGAAUUUACCUAUGCCCUCCAGUGAAAAGAGAUGAAACAGAUGACUUUGCCAUGCAUGAUUGUGCAAGUCAUGUUGAACACAUGUAUAUUGGGUGUCAUCAGGGUUUUUUUUUUGUAUACUCUAUCUGCUUGUGAUUCUCAGUGGCCAUGCUGUCUUGUAUUUGAAUCAAAUGUACUUGGUUUGUUUUAAUAAGAACCUUCUUUUUAUACAGUGAGUACAGUAGUGUUGUGUUUCUGUUUCACUAUAGUAAUGGCUCGUGGACUGUUUUUCAAUAUAGUCUUGCAAUAAACAUUUUUUAAAAUCA